Messenger RNA from Panicum hallii, 1288 nucleotides. RefSeq lists its product as uncharacterized. Gene Ontology annotation, molecular function: protein binding. The transcript has 3 exons. NCBI's taxonomy places the organism in Eukaryota, Viridiplantae, Streptophyta, Magnoliopsida, Poales, Poaceae. The record is from RefSeq and is a predicted model, not a curated record. The coding region runs from base 26 to 1288 and encodes 420 amino acids.
GAUCGACGGCGGCUUCAGGACGACGAUGCUGCUCAAGUUCCAGGGUUUUGCAAGGUGUUUCAUCGGAUCGGAACGUGCAGCCGCAUCGGCCGUCAGGAUCAGCGCGGGUCCGUCCUUGCCAGUGCCGCCGGCGCCGGCUUCGGUGCCCCUGCCGGACAACGACGACCUCCUCCGUGAGAUCCUCCUCCGCCUGCCGCCGCUCCCGUCGUCCCUCCCUCGCGCAUCCCUCGUUUGCAAACACUGGCGCCGCCUCGUCUCCGAUCCUGGCUUCCUCCGCCGCUUCCGCGACCACCACCGGACACCUCCCUUGCUCGGCUACUUCUUCAGCGGCAGUGGCGGGCCCGUCUUCACCCCCACGCUGGCGCCGCCGAACUGCAUCCCACCCGAGCGCUUCUCCCUGCCGGAGCAACCUGCCGGCGAGCGCCUGUUCGUCCUCGGCUGCCGCCACGGCCUCGCCCUCCUCAUCAACCGGAGACGCCUCCACGCCACCGUGUGGGACCCCAUCACCAACCGCAAGUUCACCGUGGCAUAUCCCCCAGAGUUCACCGCUGACAACGGCGCGCACUGUUUCCGUGGCGCCGUGCUGAGCAGCGCCGGUGGUGAUGGCUAUGACGAUGGUCACUUGAGGCCCUUCAAAGUGAUCUUGAUAAGCACACACAUCAACGACGGUCACACAAGUGUGUUCAUGUGCGUCUACGAAUCGUUGACCGGAAAAUGGGGCAACACCAUCUUAACCAUCAUUCCAUCUUACCUGUUCAAUCUGCCCAAUGUCUUGGUCGGAAAUGCAGCGCUCUGCGGGUUUUUCCUAUGGCCAGACGGCAUCCUUGAACUUGAUCUGGAUAGGCACACUUUAGGCACAAUCCAGACACCAACCAGCAGCCUCCCUGUUGACAGUUCAUUAUUCCGGGUUGUGCGGACACAAGAUCGAGGGCUUGGCCUUGCAAUUCUGUCCAGACUGAGCGUCCAGCUGUGGGGGAGGAAGGCCGAUUCAGAUGGCGGUGCUGCCGGAUGGGUACUGCAGAAAACUGUUGAAGUAGACAAGCUCCUUUCGCUGCCACCUUCGAUGAUGGCCAAUGUGCCAGCAAGGAUACUGGGGUAUGAUGAGGAUAACAAUGCAGUUCAUCUAGCGACUUCUACCGGUGCCUACGCGGUUCAACUUGAGUCAAUGCAAUUUACAGAGCUUUCCAGUGUCUAUUCAAUUUCUGGUCAUCCUUACACAAGUUUCUAUACUGCAGGUUGGGGAAUUGUUGAGGGAGAUAACAGUACAGAAAUACUGAACAGCGCAUGA